Molecule: messenger RNA, 636 nt
Organism: Lindgomyces ingoldianus
Lineage: Eukaryota; Fungi; Ascomycota; Dothideomycetes; Pleosporales; Lindgomycetaceae
Exons: 8
Coding region: 1-636 (211 amino acids)
Source: RefSeq, a predicted model, not a curated record
AUGGAUACAUUUCCUGUACAAACAGGCAUUUCACCAAUUAAAAUUCAAGUUACAGCGCCUAGAGUACAAGCUGUUCAUCAAAUUCACGAGAGCAAUCUAGGUGUUGGAUCGAGCAUAAUUGGCAUCAACGAACGCAGUGCUCCCAACACCGUACGUACGUAUAGGGUCUACACUCCGUAUACUGUACGAUAUCCUCGAUAUGAGAAAUAUCUCACUUUUGUAACGACUUGCUCUUGGCGCCCACUAACUAGUACUGAUAGUAAUAUUAUUUCUUCAGCAAGUCCCCUAUCAGUAACGUCACUUUUGAAGACUGGCGGUAUGUCUAGUUACCACGCUCUAUCUAUCCUUUCGAUACUUUCCGAUCCCCUUUCGAAUUUUGGAUGUCCGCUGGGACCCAAUAUAUACGACGCUGAAGGUCUCGACAUACAGUGCAAUCGUGGCGGCUUAGCCCCCAGUCAGGGCCUAGAAACGGCUAUUGCUCUAGCAGGCGAUGGUUUAGGGCCCAAUGCACGAACCCUCCACUCCGGGCCCUCUACGGCGUGCCUGUCAAAGACGGAGGACUUGGAUAUAUAUGAGGGCGACAGACGCUGGUUUGGGAUUGGGGAAUACGUCGCAAAGAAUAAUUUAGCAGGGUAG